This is a messenger RNA of Tripterygium wilfordii, 2218 nucleotides long. Its product is annotated as glucose-1-phosphate adenylyltransferase large subunit 3, chloroplastic/amyloplastic. Gene Ontology annotation, molecular function: glucose-1-phosphate adenylyltransferase activity. The record is from RefSeq and is a predicted model, not a curated record. Gene Ontology annotation, biological process: glycogen biosynthetic process. Lineage: Eukaryota; Viridiplantae; Streptophyta; Magnoliopsida; Celastrales; Celastraceae. Bases 540 to 2096 code for a protein of 518 amino acids. The transcript has 15 exons.
UCAGGAUUCCUUCAAAUAAUUAAAUACUUUCAUUUAAUGGAAACAAAAUCAAUAGGAUCCGAAACAAAUCGGGCCGAGUUGGUUAUUGGAUUCGGCCCAUUUGAUAAAUGGGCCAUAAGAUAGAACUCAACUCAAAGCUUGGAUCUUUUACGAACAAGUGAAAAUGUUCACAUGUGCAAAGCGACAAGUCACACUCAAAUCAUGAAAAUUUGCCAUUUGAAGGAGCUUUCAUGGACUCUUGUCUGAUUUCCAAGUUGAGAACAAAAAAUCCCGGAGGUGCAGUUCAGUCCGUGGCAUAUUCCUCAAUCCGUAAUAACCAAACAACCAUAAGGACAUUUUGGUAAUAUCAUCACUUGCCCAGUAACAGGAGCCACAAAGAAGGCAAAACUCAAAACUGGUGGAUGCAGUUGAUUUUGGAUAGCGUGGCUCAAUCCUCCAAUGGCAUGCAUUCCAUUCCAUGUAAGCAAAGAUUGUAGCUCUUCCCUGGCCAACAAAAGCCUUACUUCAUUUUCCACUUUCAUCCUUGAGUUUCAAAGAAAAUGGCAGUCUCUGCCAAUGGCCAUCUCUCCCUCUCCUCCACUCGCCAGUUGCGUGGCUCGACAGGGCUUGACCGGUCGCUUCUUAAGUUUGGCAAUGGAAUGCUGAUGGGAAAUAUGCUCAAGCUGCCACAGUCUCUACAAGGAAAUAGAAAUAAGAUUGUUAGGCAACGUGUAUCCAUGACUCUCACUGCAGAUGUAGCUGGUGAGUCCAAGUUGAGGGACCUAGAGAUGGAAAAGAGGGAUCCAAGGACAGUAGUGGCAGUAAUUCUAGGAGGAGGAGCAGGGACUCGUCUCUUCCCUCUCACCAAACGACGCGCUAAACCUGCUGUCCCUAUUGGAGGUGCAUACAGGCUAAUUGAUGUGCCAAUGAGCAACUGCAUUAACAGUGGAAUCAACAAAGUUUACAUUCUCACUCAGUUUAACUCUGCAUCACUCAAUAGACAUCUUUCUCGUGCUUACAACUUAGGUAAUGGAGUCACAUUUGGCGAGGGCUAUGUCGAGGCUCUAUCAGCCACUCAAACUCCUGGGGUGGAAGGUAAAAGGUGGUUCCAGGGUACUGCUGAUGCUGUCAGACAGUUUCAUUGGCUUUUCGAGGAUCAAAGAAGUAGGGAGAUUGAGGAUGUGUUAAUUCUUUCUGGGGAUCACUUGUAUCGAAUGGAUUAUAUGGAUUUUGUUCAGAAUCAUCGGCAAAGUGGUGCAGAUAUCACCCUUUCUAGUCUGCCAAUUGAUGAUAGUCGUGCCUCAGAUUUUGGUCUGAUGAAGAUAGACAACAAAGGAAGGGUACUUUCAUUCAGCGAGAAGCCUAAAGGGGAUGACCUGAAGGCAAUGGCAGUAGAUACAAUGGUUUUAGGACUUUCACGGGAAGAGGCUGAAAAGAAACCUUACAUUGCAUCUAUGGGUGUUUAUGUAUUCAAGAAGGAGAUACUAUUAAAUCUGCUAAGAUGGCGUUUCCCCACUGCAAAUGACUUCGGAUCAGAGAUAAUCCCUGCCUCAGCCAAAGAGUUCUACAUAAAGGCUUAUCUCUUCAAUGACUACUGGGAAGACAUCGGAACCAUCAGAUCCUUCUUUGAGGCAAACCUUGCCCUCACUGAGCAUCCUCCAAGGUUUAGCUUCUAUGAUGCAAGCAAGCCAAUAUAUACAUCAAGAAGAAAUCUACCGCCAUCGCAGAUUGACAACAGCAAGAUUGUUGAUUCCAUCGUAUCUCAUGGAAGUUUCUUAACAAACUGCUUCAUUGAGCACAGUGUUGUUGGUAUCAGAUCCAGAAUAAACUCCAAUGCUCACUUAAAGGAUACCGUAAUGCUUGGUGCAGAUUACUAUGAAACUGAUGCUGAAAAAGCAUCACUAUUAGCUGAGGGCAGAGUUCCAAUAGGGAUUGGCGAAAAUAGCAAAAUCAAAGAGUGCAUCAUUGACAAAAAUGCCAGAAUUGGGAAGAAUGUAGUUAUUGCAAACUCAGAGGGCAUACAAGAGGCAGAUAGAUCAUCAGAAGGCUUCUACAUACGAUCCGGCAUAGUUGUCGUACUAAAAAACUCUGUAAUCCAAGAUGGAUUAGUAAUAUAGAAGACAUGGCCACGUUUUCAUAUAUUUUUUCUGAUUAGGCUUGGGGAUAAGGAACAUGUACAAGAGAAAUGAACCAUUACUUCUGAGAAUGGAAUAACUGGAUAAAUACCAUGAGCCAACCA